AUGGCGCCUGAAAUAUUCUCUCUUGGACAGACGGCCAUUUCAGCCCAUGCAUUCAGUGCAGACCGAACCCAGGUCGCGGCAAGCUUGAACUCCAAUGAGGCCCAGAUAUUUUCUCGUAAAGGAUCUGAAUGGAUUCCAACGGAAACGCUCGCCGAGCACGACAAAGUGAUCACCUCCAUCGAUUGGGCGCCGUCGUCGAACCGUAUUGUUACCGCUUCACAGGAUAGGAAUGCCUACGUAUGGCAGCCUAGUCCCGAUGGCGGCUGGAAGCCUACCUUAGUCCUUUUGCGCAUCAACCGCGCUGCGACGUACGUCCGCUGGAGUCCCAACGAGGACAAAUUUGCUGUCGCGAGUGGUGCUCGUGCGAUUGCAGUUUGUCACUUCGACCCUGAGAACAACUGGUGGGUAAGCAAGCUCUUGAAGAAGCCCAUUCGGUCGACGGUUCUCUCGGUGGAUUGGCAUCCUAACAAUGUUCUUCUUGCCGCUGGAAGUGCGGAUUCGAAGGCCAGAGUAUUCUCGGCAUAUAUCAAGGAAGUAGACGCCAAACCUCCGCCAACCGUUUGGGGCUCCAAACUUCCUUUCAAUACUAUCUGCGGAGAAUACCCGAGUCCUGCUGGCGGAUGGGUCCACUCCGUUGCAUUUUCUCCAUCUGGUGAUGUCCUUGCUUUUGCCAGUCACGAUAGUUCUAUAUCUGUCGUUUACCCUGGCGGCGGUAUUCACAUCGUCAAGAUGACUUCUCUCCCCGUUGUUACCCUCACCUGGACUGCGGAGGACUGCAUCGUCGCCGCCGGGCACGACUGCCAACCGUUUGUGUUCAGCGGAUCUGCCGAAACUGGGUGGCAAGGUGUCGGGACACUCGACGAUACAUCUGCGGUACACAAAUCCGCUGCCCGGCCCGGUGCUGGGGGACCCGGGAGGUUAAAGUUCGGAGCAUUCGCGACUUUCCAAGCAGCAGAUAGCCGGGGUCAAUCCAGCAUCGCUGACGCGAGCGAUACGAAGCUCCCAACUGUUCAUCAGAAUACGAUUACGAGUGUCAGGCCAUAUGAAUUUGCUGGCGGUUUGGUGACGCGGGUCAGCACCUCUGGAGCCGACGGGAAUCUGGUUAUUUGGGAUGUCAAUGAAGUCAGCGCGUUAGCCGGGAAAAUUGGCGGGUUGAGUGUGCGAUAG
Messenger RNA from Desarmillaria tabescens, 1167 nucleotides. Its product is annotated as actin-related protein ARPC3. The record is from RefSeq and is a predicted model, not a curated record. The transcript has 6 exons. The coding region runs from base 1 to 1167 and encodes 388 amino acids. Gene Ontology annotation, biological process: Arp2/3 complex-mediated actin nucleation. Gene Ontology annotation, cellular component: actin cytoskeleton; Arp2/3 protein complex. Lineage: Eukaryota; Fungi; Basidiomycota; Agaricomycetes; Agaricales; Physalacriaceae. Gene Ontology annotation, molecular function: actin filament binding.